This is a messenger RNA of Saccostrea cuccullata (small rock oyster), 1516 nucleotides long. Its product is annotated as neuronal acetylcholine receptor subunit alpha-10-like. Gene Ontology annotation, molecular function: transmitter-gated monoatomic ion channel activity involved in regulation of postsynaptic membrane potential; transmembrane signaling receptor activity; excitatory extracellular ligand-gated monoatomic ion channel activity. Lineage: Eukaryota; Metazoa; Mollusca; Bivalvia; Ostreida; Ostreidae. The coding region runs from base 1 to 1515 and encodes 504 amino acids. Gene Ontology annotation, cellular component: plasma membrane; synapse; neuron projection. Gene Ontology annotation, biological process: chemical synaptic transmission; monoatomic ion transmembrane transport; regulation of membrane potential. The transcript has 8 exons. The record is from RefSeq and is a predicted model, not a curated record.
AUGAGCCCUCUCCACCUGCGUAAGGAUAAACUAAACGAGAGACGUAAAAUAAAAUCUUUUUCCAUUGCAGAGGCAUCUAAUCUUACAUCACUGGUGGACGACUUGUUCCUGAGUUACCAUAACCAUGUGAGGCCUGUUUGUGCUUCAAAUUCACCUGUACAGGUUAAACUCGGAAUAGCUAUUCGCCAGAUCGUUGACCUUAACGAACCAAGACAGAUCAUUGAAAUCAACACAUGGAUACGCUUGCGUUGGAAUGACUGUCAUCUCAGAUGGAAUACAUCCAAGUACGGCAUUGAUCAUUUAGUCGUGCCAUACAAUACAGUUUGGGUACCCGAUGUUACGUUGUAUGACAAUGUGGAUAGUCAGCUUCUAGGACUGAAAGACUAUCGGCCAGCGAUCUACUCAGACGGUAGCAUGGUGUAUAACUUUCCUACAAUUAUAUCCAGCUUGUGCAAAGUUGAUGUCACUUAUUUUCCGUUUGACAAACAAGUUUGUCGACUCCAGUUUGGAUCAUGGGCCCAUCAUGGCUUAGAGCUAAACAUAUCAGGCUUAAGCAAUGAGGCUGAUCUGACCUCAUUUGUAGACAGUGUCGAAUGGGAAGUGACGUCAGUACCUAUGGUUCGAAAAGUACUGUACUAUAAUUGCUGUCCGGAGCCAUACCCCGAUGUGACGUUUUAUUUAAAAAUGAGACGGAAGCCUCUAUUCUACUUAAUGAAUUUAGUGUUCCCUUGUGUGUUAAUUUCUACUGUAGCCUGUCUAGGCUUCAUCCUGCCACCAGACAGCGGGGAAAAGGUCUCGUUAGAAAUUACCGUGUUGUUAUCCUUGGCUGUCUUCCUCAUGGUCGUUUCAGAAACCAUGCCUCCGUCUUCAGAAACAUUUCCAUACAUUGGAGCCUAUUUUACUUGUGCGAUGCUAUUGGUGUCCAUGUCUUGUUUGAUGACUGUUGUUGUGUUGAAUCUUCACUUUAAGGGAGCUCAUGGUAAAAAGGUUCCACCAUACCUGAGGCUCAUUUUCAGUAAAAUGGCAAAAAUUGUAUGUGUGAAGAUUAGAAGGAAUGAAUCUGAGAGUCCAAUAAAGAAGAAUUCCUUCAAAGAGCGAAAAGUGACGCACCAUGACAAUAAAGCAUAUGAGCAUACAAAUGGAAAUAAAACAGAUACCUCACGACAUGAAAAGAUUGGCAACUUUUUUCACAACGGGUUUCAUCAUUUGCACGAUUGCACCUUGACAGAAAUUACGAGUAAUCACGACUCUCGUGAUGUCGAGGAGGCUGGUGCUAACGAACACACUGUAGAUUUCUCGACAUCGUCUGAGAUAAUGAAUGUUGUCAAACAACAAUUAUCAAUUAUCAGGAAUAUUGAAAAUAUUCUCACCAAAAAGAGAAAAUUAGCAGAGUCGGUAGAAGAAUGGCAAAAUAUGGCUCAAAUAAUGGACAGGGUUUUCUUAUUGUUCUUCGUUUUGGUGUCAUUUAUUUCUACGCUGACGUUCCUAAUGAAUAGUUAUUUAAAUGAAAAUUAAA